AUGAGCUACGACCGCUACGUGUCCAUCUGCAAACCCCUGCACUACGGGACCCUCCUGGGCAGCAGAGCUUGUGCCCACAUGGCAGCAGCUGCCUGGGCCAGUGCCUUUCUCUAUGCUCUGAUGCACACAGCCAAUACAUUUUCCCUGCCUCUGUGCCAUGGCAAUGCCCUGGGCCAGUUCUUCUGUGAAAUCCCCCAGAUCCUCAAGCUCUCCUGCUCCAAAUCCUACCUCAGGGAACUUGGGCUUCUUGCUGUAAGUGUCUCUGUAGCCUCAAGCUGCUUUGUGUUCAUUGUUUUCUCUUAUGUGCAGAUCUUCAGGGCUGUGCUGAGGAUCCCCUCUGAGCAGGGACGACACAAAGCCUUUUCCACCUGCCUCCCUCACCUGGCCGUGGUCUCCCUGUUUCUCAGCACUGCCAUUUUUACCUACCUGAAGCCCCCCUCCAUCUCUUCCGCAUCCCUGGAUCUGGCCCUGUCAGUUCUGUACUCGUUGGUGCCUCCAGCCCUGAACCCCCUCAUUUAC
Melozone crissalis (California towhee) is the source of this 519-nucleotide messenger RNA. Its product is annotated as olfactory receptor 14J1-like. Gene Ontology annotation, biological process: G protein-coupled receptor signaling pathway. Gene Ontology annotation, cellular component: membrane. NCBI's taxonomy places the organism in Eukaryota, Metazoa, Chordata, Aves, Passeriformes, Passerellidae. The record is from RefSeq and is a predicted model, not a curated record. Gene Ontology annotation, molecular function: olfactory receptor activity. The transcript has a single exon. The annotation marks the transcript as partial.